CGGUGGGAGCAGAUCCAUUUCCGGGUUGGCAAAAGGGGCGGCGGCGGCGAGAAAGGGAGCUUUCCGGGGGGCGAGCAGGACGGGACGGAGCCGGAGCGGAGGUGGCGGAGGAUUCGCUCCCGGAGCCGCUGUGCCCAGCUCCCGAGCAGAAGUUGGCAGAGUUCCGGUUGACUGUCUCUUGAGGGAUGUGGCCCGGAUUAGAGUGGAUGGGGUGUUUCAUGUCAAAGUGAGGUUCAUUGGCAGAUCCUGAGAGCUGCUCUGCAAGGAAAUGGAGGCGAUCUUGAGUGAAUGAGUUGUGCCGGUGGAAUUUAAACCACAGCCCCGUUGACAGGCGAUUCUAGGAAAGGUAGUUCCCAGACGUCCAGCCUCCCUCCUCUCCCGUGAGUCCAGAAGGGAGUAGAGAGAAACUGACUCCUGAGGAUGUGAAAAGCUAUCAUGGUUUUUAAGUGGAAAGGCUUAAGAAGGGAAUGAGAAGUUUUCUGAAAUUCAGGGACUCUGAAGAACACAGAUGGUGAGGUAUAUGAGUGACCUAAAGCUGCAGAUUAAAAAGGAAAGAGAGCAGUGCCAGCUGCAAACAGGGCAAGGAUGCCAAUUCCUCCUCCCCCUCCACCACCCCCCGGUCCUCCUCCACCUCCCACUUCUAAUCAGGCCAACACUGAGCUGCCCAAGCUGAGUAGAGAUGAGCAGCGGGGUCGAGGUGCUCUCUUACAGGACAUCUGCAAAGGGACCAAGCUGAAGAAGGUGACCAACGUUAAUGAUCGGAGCGCUCCCAUCCUCGAGAAACCCAAAGGAAGCAGUGGUGGUUAUGGCUCUGGAGCAGCUGCCCUGCAGCCCAAGGGAGGUCUCUUCCAAGGAGGAGUGCCAAAGCUCCGCCCUGUGGGAGCCAAGGACGGUUCAGAGAACCUAGCUGGUAAGCCAGCCCUGCAAGUCCCCAGUUCUCGAGCUGCUGCCCCAAGGCCUCCAGGGUCUACAGCCGGCGGGCGCCCUCAGGAUGAUACAGACAGCAACCGAGCCUCACUCCCAGAACUGCCCCGGAUGCAGAGACCCUCGUUACCGGACCUCUCUCGGCCUAAUACCACCAGCAGUACGGGCAUGAAGCACAGCUCCUCCGCCCCUCCUCCGCCUCCCCCGGGGCGGCGUGCCAACGCCCCCCCUACACCUCUGCCUAUGCACAGCAGCAAAGCCGCAGCCUACAACAGAGAGAAGCCCCUGCCACCCACACCUGGACAGAGGCUUCACCUUGGUCGAGAGGGACCUCCUGCUCCACCCCCAGUCAAGCCGCCUCCUUCCCCUGUGAAUGUCAGAACGGGACCAAGUGGCCAGUCUCUAGCUCCUCCUCCGCCGCCUUACCGCCAGCCUCCCGGGGUCCCCAAUGGACCCUCCAGUCCCACUAACGAGUCAGCCCCUGAGCUGCCACAGAGACACAAUUCUUUGCAUAGGAAGACACCAGGGCCUGUCAGAGGCCUAGCGCCUCCUCCACCCACCUCAGCCUCCCCUUCUUUACAGAGUAAUAGGCCACCUCCCCCAGCCCGAGACCCUCCCAGUCGGGGAGCAGCUCCUCCACCCCCGCCACCCAUGAUCCGAAAUGGUGCCAGGGAUGCCCCCCCUCCCCCGCCACCGUACCGAAUGCAUGGGUCAGAACCCCUGAGCCGAGGAAGGCCCCCACCUCCGCCCUCAAGGACGCCAGCUGGGCCCCCCCCGCCGCCUCCACCACCCCUGAGGAAUGGCCACAGAGAUUCUAUUACCACUGUCCGAUCUUUCUUGGAUGAUUUUGAGUCAAAGUAUUCUUUCCAUCCAGUAGAAGACUUUCCUGCUCCAGAAGAAUAUAAACACUUUCAGAGAAUAUAUCCCAGCAAAACAAACCGAGCUACCCGUGGAGCCCCACCUCUGCCACCCAUUCUCAGGUGAAGCCUGGCUUGGUCCUGUUCCUCAGGAAAAGGAUGGACCCUCUCCUCUUCUCAGAUGGUCCCUUCCAUUCUCCCUGAAACCUGCAUGACAGCUCCUAACGUGUUUCUCCAGUGCAACCAACCUCGAGGCUCCAAGCGUCCACCCAGCUCACCUCCAUCUAUGCACCUCGUCUCUGGACUUGGUGACCGGACUCUUUAUAUUGACAGUAGGGUCUCAAACCCUGCAUCCAUCCCUCCUCUUGCAAGCCCUGCUGGCCAGAUGAGGAAAAAGAUUCCAUGUCUCCUGCUUUCCUCUGGGGAAAGGUGCCUUGUUGUGCUGAAUGAACUCAUUGUCGGGGCAGGGUGGAGAAUGGUACUCCUACCUUCUCCUACCCACUGUGGGGGGAGCUUGGUGGGUAUAUUAUAUUUCAUCAUUUUAGGAGGCCGGCAUGGCCAGGACUUCUGGGGGUGGGCAUUUUUAGUGAAAUUGGAAAGGAGUUUGCAGAGAAGUGAUCUGUUUUAAAGGUCAGGUUUAGAGCAUGGGCAAGGAAAUGGGUCUGCUUUAUUUUUAGGGGUAUUUUGGUUUUGCCCUCACCCCACCCCACGCUCAUACCCAGAAGUAGGUUGGAUAUAAACACUAAAUACUAAUCAGUUGAACUAAACGUCUAAUAAAAAGAGAGGGUGAAGUAAACUGGGGGUCCUUUUAGAGCUAGUCAGUUCCUCUGCGGCACAGGGACCAGGAGCCAUGUGAGCCCUCUGGGGCUCCCUGCUCUAUUUCUUCAGGUGCUGAGGCUGAGGGAUGUUUUUCCCCCUCUCACCACCUAUCCCCUCAAGAGAAAAGUCCCUUUCAUUCAUUCAUUAUGGAUUCAGAAACCCCCAAAACCUCUAGUGAGAGAUAGGAAGAUGGGACCUUGGCCUUGGCCUUAACCUUGACCUUGAGGCUGCCUCAGUCUUCUCUGCUUGGCCCUGAAGGCCACUGGCCCUUUCAGUCCUUUUCAGAAACUUCAGCUCCUGAUGGGUGCUCCAGGAUGAUGAAGAAGGGGAGGGUGAAACACCUUGUGGAAGGGACCAGCUCUGAGGGCUGUGAAGGACUUGAACGAAGGCCCACUCGUUGUGAAGUUCAUAGCCCAUCUGAGUGCGCAGGCUCUUCCUGUUCCCUUCUGCACCACUCCACCCCAAGACUGCAGGGGUUAACACAGCAGAGUGGAGAAGGGUGAGGAAGCUUAUGGGGGUAGUCAAAGAUUCCUCUGCCAAAAGCACAAGGACUUUGGUGCGGCGUGCCUCAGUCCAGUUGAUCUUCCCUGGCAGCCAGCAGUAUGUUGUUUUGUCUUCCAGGUCCUAGUUAAAGAGCACAGAGAAAAUGGAGGUUCCCAGUCUAGGUAGGAACUGAGCUUGGAUCAUGGUACAGGGACUUCCCCUUCUCCAACAGCAUGAUGGAGGAGCUCCUGGGCUCCACAUCCAGCUGGUUUGGUUUGCUAAAGCUCUUGUCAAGUGCAGAGGCUGCUCAAAGCUUGAAGUGAGAGCAAAGGAGCUUUCAUCAGAUACAUCACAGGCUUAAACUGCCCUAGGGACCUUUCCUAUCUGUUGGAUCACAGACGAAGGAUCUGUACAUGGUGCCCAGUGAAACCCAAGUCUUCCCAGUGCUAGAUGAGAGAGCUCUCAACUUGGGUUAUUUAUCUGGGGUCUGCGAUCCUUUGCCAUCCCCUGGACCAUAUUGACUGUUGGGGCAAACCAUGAUUAGGUCUGUGACCACGCUUUUUCUAAUCGUUCUUUAUUUAUCAUUCUUAUUUGCAAAUCUGUUAGCAGUUACCUCCCAGCAGUAUCCCCCCAGCAUCCUGAAGCCAGUGGAGCUUAGAGAGAGGAUGCUAGUGGAGGGAAAAGGAGAAAGUACAAGACUUGAUACUGCAGCAGAGUUCCAGGGUAGAUGCUGACCCCAGUUACUGAACUUGGACUGUGAAGUCUUCCCAUUUAUUUUUGAAAUGGGAGUUGAUGCCUUUUGUACAAUGUUAUCAAAGCGUAUCUCUUUUCCCCUCACUACUCAAACAUAGAGCAUCACACGUAAAAGCCAAACCCCAGUUUUUCAUUGGGGCUACUAUCUUCCUCCCGUAUGACGUGCCCCUCAUAUUCCCCAGCAUUUGGACUGUGUCACGUGGGUAUUGACUGUAUUUUCAUUUUCUUGGCCUCAUGGAAAAAGGCCUGGGACUAGAUCUAGUCAGAUGGAUUUUCUUCUUCAGAGCAUGUUGAUGACACAGUACCUAUUUAAACGUCUUUGCCUUAUACCUUAUUUGGUCCCUGUGUUAAUAACAGAUUUAUUAUCAUGUAUAUUUACUAUUGAUGAAUGGGAAUGUGAGCCUCAUAGUUAUUGAUCUAUUUUGUAUGCUGUAAAAAGCUUGUAAUAUAAUAGGUUUGAGGUGGGCUGGCUACAAGAGCACUAAAACUUCUCACCUUUUAAACUGCUCUUUUUAUCUGCUUGUGGGAAUGUCAUCUCUUCAGUGGAAGAUUGGGUGGUCUCAUGUUGAGGCUGUUGCCCAGUCCCAUUAACCCCCUUAUCCCUUCCCAGAAGGAAGAGACAUUGCCCAACUAGGCGUCAGGAAGCUGUGUUAAAAGCCCUUGUGUGGGUUUGGUUUUAUGAUGUUUUUCUCGGGUGGGAAAAACUUCAUAGUUGUUUCUUACCGCCCUUUCUGGGAAGCGGGCCAGUGGUCUGCAGGUUUUUCCAUGCGCUAGAUGCCCCUCUCCCCCUCUCCUCUGGUCCCCAGACCUGGAUCGUAGCACUGUGGUGCUCCAGGUGUGGUUUGCUCUAUCGUGGGGGUUUCCUCCAGCUGCAGAGGCCCGGCGUUUUCCCAGCUGGGCCCGCAGAGGGAGAGCACUUAGGGGCUAUCCCACCCAACGGACAUGAGGCUCCUGUCUCCAGAAAUUCAUCCCAGCCCUCUGAACUGGCAAAGGCAAGGAGACUAGCCACUGACCGUUGCCCUGGGGGCAUCCCCUCACCCCAUAGCUUCCCCUCUUGAAACCUAAAUUUACCUCCAGGGAGAGGUGAGAUGAAAUUGUAAAUAGACUUGCUACAGAGCAACUCAGGGUUGGGGUGUGUUUUAAUUCUCCUGAUCACUUGAAAUAAUCUGUAGGCUGAGUGCUUAUGGGAGUGGGGGUGAAGUGUGACUCCAGGGUCCUUCCCUUCUGCAAAGCUCUGGGGGUGGAGUAGAGGGCAUCUGAGGCCCUUUGAUGGCACUACACUGAGCUGUCUGUUCUUCUGGAAACCCAACCUACAAUCAACUGCAAAUCAGAUUCCUCACAUUCCAGUUGUAGUCUUUCUUUCCCUGUUGAAUCUCAGUCCCUGGCUGUACGUGGUCAAGGUGGCUUUCUGUGAGCCACCCUAAUUUAGGGAAUGCGAGGCAGUACAACUCUGCCUUCAAGACUCGUCUCUUUAAAGCAAAAUGAAGCAAAACUACAACCACCUUCAAAACACAUACAAAAAAAAAAAAAAGAAAA
Messenger RNA from Physeter macrocephalus (sperm whale), 5372 nucleotides. RefSeq names its product WAS/WASL interacting protein family member 2 (gene WIPF2). Bases 586 to 1908 code for a protein of 440 amino acids. The transcript is spliced from 11 exons. Gene Ontology annotation, molecular function: actin binding. Lineage: Eukaryota; Metazoa; Chordata; Mammalia; Artiodactyla; Physeteridae. The record is from RefSeq and is a predicted model, not a curated record.